Ipomoea nil (Japanese morning glory) is the source of this 668-nucleotide messenger RNA. RefSeq names its product heavy metal-associated isoprenylated plant protein 20-like. Gene Ontology annotation, molecular function: metal ion binding. The coding region runs from base 125 to 565 and encodes 146 amino acids. Lineage: Eukaryota; Viridiplantae; Streptophyta; Magnoliopsida; Solanales; Convolvulaceae. The transcript has 3 exons. The record is from RefSeq and is a predicted model, not a curated record.
AAAUCUUUCUCACCCUUCCAACAACUACUAUAGAUCUUCUUGCUCUUCAAAUUAUUUUCAAAAAAAUAUUAAUUAAAUUUGAAAAUAAUAAAAGACAAAUACAAGGAACGAAAGACAGGAAGAUAUGGGUUUUGUUGAUCAUCUAUCAGACAAGUUUGAGGUUACAAGCACAAGAAAGAGCUCAAGAAAAGCCAUGCAGACAGUUGAAAUCAUGGUGGAAAUGGACUGUGAUGGUUGUGAAAAGAGAGUGAGGAAAGCUGUUUCAUCUAUCAAAGGCGCGGAGUCAGUGGAAAUCGACAGAAAUGAAAGCAGGGUGACGGUAAAGGGUUAUGUGGAACCAAACAAGGUGUUAAGGAAGGUGCAAAGAACAGGAAAGAGUGCUGAGUUUUGGCCAUACGUUAGAUAUGAUUUGGUGGCCUACCCUUAUGCCCAUGAAGCCUAUGAUGAGGUAGCACCCCAGGGUUAUGUCAGGAAUGUCCCUCAAGCCCUUCUGCCCAAUCCCACCACUGAAAGGUUCACCACCAUGUUUAGCGACGAAAACCCUAAUGCUUGUUUUAUUAUGUAAAGUUUUAAGUUCUACUCUCAAUUUUAAAUUUUGAUGUUAGAUUAGUAUGAUACGAUAUAUAGUUAUUCUUUAAUUGUGUAGUAGGUAUUCUUUGAUUUUGUAA